Daphnia carinata is the source of this 880-nucleotide messenger RNA. Its product is annotated as glutathione S-transferase Mu 1-like. The transcript has 5 exons. The coding region runs from base 121 to 780 and encodes 219 amino acids. The record is from RefSeq and is a predicted model, not a curated record. NCBI's taxonomy places the organism in Eukaryota, Metazoa, Arthropoda, Branchiopoda, Diplostraca, Daphniidae. Gene Ontology annotation, biological process: glutathione metabolic process. Gene Ontology annotation, molecular function: glutathione transferase activity.
CAUCCUUUAUCUCUUAUAGGUAUAAAUUCGUACGCGAGUAAUACAACUGAGCCACAUUCUUCUGUGCAAACGAGACUGAAGAAACUGCGCUAGAAACUAACAACUUCAACUGACUCUACAAUGGCGUCUGUCAAAACUGGUUAUUGGAAUCUUCGUGGGUAUAUGCAGCCCAUCCGGCUUCUUUUGGCUUAUACCGGAGUCGAGCUUGAAGACAAACGUUACAAUAUCGGACCCGCACCAGAAUAUGACCGCAGUGAAUGGAUAAGCGAUAAGUUCAACCUUGGCUUGGACUUCCCAAAUUGUCCUUACCUCAUCGAUGGAGAUGUCAAGCUGUCCCAGACUUUUGCCAUCUUGAAGUAUUUGGGGCGCAAACAUGGUUUGGCACCCAAAACAGAGGCUGAGCAAAUAAGAGUGGAUCUAAUUGAAGCAGAAGCUAUUGAUGUGAGAAUGAAAUGGUCCACAUUAUGCUACAACGCUGACUUUGAAAAAUUGAAGCCAGAAUUCUUGAAAAACCUGUCAGUGAAGUUGAAGGAAAUAUCAACAUUUCUAGGAAGUCAUCCAUUUUUUGCCGGAGAGAAUGUUACCUACAUCGAUUUUGUGAUGUACGAGUUGUUGGACCAACAUUCGCAAUUGAGUCCCGGCUUAUUGGAGGAAUUUCCCAACCUUAAAGAAUUCCACGCACGGAUCGAAAACCUUGAGAAUGUUGCCGCUUAUCUGAAGUCCGAUAAGUGCAUUAAAUAUCCCAUUAAUGGCCCAACAGCCCAAUUUGGUGGCAAAUAGAAUGGACAUUUUGAUUUCAUAUUAUCACAGAAGUUAAAAUUCAGAUUGAGAUAUAUACUCUUGUUAUUUGUUUUAAAAAUACAAAUGUAUUUGAGUCACU